This is a messenger RNA of Ostrinia furnacalis (Asian corn borer), 1175 nucleotides long. RefSeq names its product transcriptional repressor brinker (gene brk). The transcript has a single exon. The record is from RefSeq and is a predicted model, not a curated record. NCBI's taxonomy places the organism in Eukaryota, Metazoa, Arthropoda, Insecta, Lepidoptera, Crambidae. The annotation marks the transcript as partial.
CACCACACCACUAAUACUAAAAAAAACAGUUUCCUGACGAAAUUGGCAAGCAUUGUGAACACCGGCUUACUGGUAUACGAGUCUCGCGUCGCACACUCAUGUCGGGUGGGCAGCGGUGCGCCGCCAACAUCCUCGCCGCCCGAGCGAGUAGUCAGUUCGGCGCCGACAGCCGCCACGCGCACACGUUCCCCUAGUAAAAUGGCCGCUGCUCACACUCACUCGGCCCCCGCGCCCUCCGACCGCCGUCCUGAGGGUCGCGCUGGUUCCCGUCGUAUCUUCCCACCACAAUUCAAGCUACAAGUUCUAGAAGCGUACAGGCGCGACGCUCAAUGUCGCGGCAAUCAACGAGCUACUGCCAGAAAGUUUGGCAUACACCGUCGACAGAUCCAAAAGUGGCUUCAAGCUGAACCUACAUUGCGAGCGGCGCUUUUAAGGCGAGCUCCUCAACCGGCGCCCUCACCACCGCCGUACGCGGCUGGAUCUCCAGAAAGUGCAAGACUGCCAUCGCCGCCGCCUGCCGUGGUCCCGACGCCGAUACAGGUGCCCACUCCGCUGCCGGCGUCCUUGCCGCCUGCGAUGCCCGUGCCGAUACCCACCGCCGCCGAGCCUAUAGACUUGUCCGUGCGUCGACCAUCACCGCCGCCCACGCUGCAUGCCAGCAUCACACAAACUGUGCCUUCCGCUCCAGAGCCGCCGCGGAAACCCUACACGCUGUUCAGGCCUUACCUGCUGGACGACGAGAAGAGGCCCGCGGUGGCGGCGCUGCCGGUGUCCAGCGGCGCGCACGUGUCGGCGUUCGUGCCCGUGCAGAGCGCGGCCGGAUGCGCGCUGGCCGCGUGCCCCGCGCCGCGCUGGUGCGCCGCCAUGCCCUCGUUCCCGGCGCCGCUCAGAUGAGAGGACGCCGCCGGGGCUGAGCCCCACAACUUCUGUGAUCUAGUCGCUGACGCCCGCCUGGCGCCGCCCGGGGCGUAGCCCUCUAUCAACGUGCCUUAACGUACACGCCGCCAUAGUGCAUUAUGCCGUCAUCUCGAGGUGACCGCUUAUUUUUGUGUAUAAGAUUAUAAAAAAAUGUAUUUUUAUAUGUGGGCUUUAUGAAGCGUACCCACAUUUAUGAAGAUUGAUUAUUAUAAUGAUUAUUAUUAUAUUGAAAUAAAUAAAGAGAGUUGUUUACUAAA